AUGGAAAAUAUAUCAGUUGCUAGCGGAGCAACAGAGUGUCCUAUAUGCUUAGAUACAUUCCAUUUCCCAACUUCAACUCCUUGUGGUCACAAUUUUUGCCUCACAUGUAUAGAAAACCUCAUAAAGCACAAAUUCUUCACAGUAAAGUGCCCAAUUUGCAGAUCGUAUAUCCCCAGAUCUGGCUAUCAAAUUAAUAAAUUGCUUGAUGACGUGCUCACAGUCCUCUACCCUUCUGAAUAUAUAAAAGGGAAAAUUGAUGAUAUUUGGAGCUCUUCACAAAAGCCCAAAACAAAAACUUUUCAUAUAAGGAAAACAAUUAUGAUAUUAAUUGCGAUAAUAGGACUUAUCCUCCUGAAAAAGAAAAUUGCAAUAAAGAUCAUAAAUAAAAUAUGAAUUUUGCUAUCAAAAUUCUCAUCUUUGAUUGUUACAAUAUUAUUUGGACAAUACGCAGUCUAUGGCCACAUGCUUGUCUCAAAUAUUAUCAAUAUCAUUUUCAGAACAAGCAUAGUGUGGUAG
Messenger RNA from Blepharisma stoltei, 516 nucleotides. Lineage: Eukaryota; Ciliophora; Heterotrichea; Heterotrichida; Blepharismidae. The record is from the annotation of a GenBank genome assembly.